Messenger RNA from Pelodiscus sinensis (Chinese soft-shelled turtle), 1236 nucleotides. The record is from RefSeq and is a predicted model, not a curated record. Lineage: Eukaryota; Metazoa; Chordata; Testudines; Trionychidae.
GGCGGGGAUCCCCUGCCUGGCCCCGGUGGCUGUGCCAGCGAUGAUCCGCGGGGUGGGCUGACCGGGGCUGGGGAGAGGAAGCGGCGCGGGAACCCAGGCGCGGAGGAGGCUGGCUGGUUUCUGGCGGACUUUUGGGGGGCAGGACUCCCCGUUCCUAAACCCGACCUCAUGUCUCACUUGGAGCAGUGGGAACAGCUGCAAGUCCCAGAUCCCCAGGGCUCCAAUGAGCAAGAGCUGCCGAGAGGCGCCCAGGAAGGUGGCGGGAUCCUGAAGAGAGGCAAGGAAGAGACUUCGCAGUGUGCAGCGGAAGCAGCCGGAUGCGAAGGGAAUGUGGCCUGUAGACCCAAGCGGGGCGAUGGCUGGGUGGAAGGGCGGCAGGAUCCCACACCUCUGGGCUCCAUUUGCAGGGCGAGGGACAUGAGCGGCGUGUCAGUGGGUGGCACCUCAAACCCCAUCGCCUGCCCCACAUGUGGGAAGGGCUUCAGCCGCAAGUCGAAUCUGACAAAGCACCAGCGGAUCCACACGGGCGAGCGUCCCUUUUGCUGCACCCAGUGUGGGAAACGGUUCACUCAGAGCUCCAACCUGUGCAGGCACCAGAGCCUCCAUGCUGUGGGCGAGGGGCCCUGGUGCUGCCCUGAGUGUGGGGAGAGUUUCCCAGGGAGCUUGGGGCUGGCUAGGCACCGCAGAAUGCAUGCGGCAGGACAGAGAUCCCACUACUGCCACCAAUGUGGGAAAAGCUUUGCCAGUCGCUCACUCCUGACCAUCCACCAGCGCAGCCACUGGGGGGAGGGGCCGGUCUCCUUUGCUGCAUUAGUCAAGCACCUGAGGAGUCACACCGGGGAGCGACCCUACAAGUGUGCUGAGUGUGGGGCCGUCUUUGCCAGUGUCUCCUCCCUGGCCCGGCACCGCCGGAGCCAUGCUGGUGAGAAGCCCCACUGCUGCCCCGAGUGUGGCAAGAGGUUCGGGCAGAGCAGCGCCUUCGCUGAGCAUUGCCGCACCCACACUGGGGAGCGCCCCUACUGCUGCCUGGAGUGCGGCCGGGCCUUCGCUGGCAGCUCCAACUUCCUCCGGCACCAGAGGAUCCACACCGGGGAGCGGCCCUACCCGUGCCAGGACUGCGGCCGCACCUUCCGGGUCAGCUCCAACCUGGCCAGGCACCAGAGGACUCACCACCAGGGGCUGACGGCCACUGACUCUGGAGAUUCUCACUUGCUGGGGUGGGCAGGACACAGCUAG